Grus americana (Whooping crane) is the source of this 762-nucleotide messenger RNA. Its product is annotated as butyrophilin subfamily 1 member A1-like. NCBI's taxonomy places the organism in Eukaryota, Metazoa, Chordata, Aves, Gruiformes, Gruidae. The transcript has 4 exons. The coding region runs from base 1 to 762 and encodes 253 amino acids. The record is from RefSeq and is a predicted model, not a curated record.
AUGUGGCUCCCCGCGAGCCCUGGGGGCCUCCUGAGUUAUUUGGUGACUCUCCACGUCCUGCGGCUGGGAUCAGGUUACUUCAGCGUGGUAGGACCAGACCGCCCUCUCCAGGCCACUGUGGGGCAGUACAUCGUGCUGCCAUGUCACUUGUCCCCCAGCAUGGAUGCUCAGAGCUUGGAUAUCAGGUGGAUCCGGCCCCGGUUCUCCAAAACAGUGCACCACUACCGAAACAGAGAGGACCUGUACAGUGAACAGCUGAGGGAAUAUGUUGGGAGGACAGAGUUGGUCAGAGAUGGUCUCUCCCGUGGACGCCUGGACUUGCGAAUCUCUGCGUUGAGACCCUCUGAUGAUGGUCAGUACGUCUGCACUGUGACAGAGGAUGCCUCUUAUGGAGAAGCUACAGUGAAGCUGGAAGUGGCAGCCACAGGCUCUGUCCCUCAGCUCUCCCUGGAGGCUUACGAGGACGGAGGCAUGCGGGUGGUGUGUCGAUCGGCCGGCUGGUACCCACAACCGGAGGUGCUGUGGAAAGAUCCCAAUGGGCAGUGUCUCCCCUCGGUCUCCCAGAGACAUUCCUCAGAUGCGAGGGGCCUAUUUGGCAUCGAAGAUGUCAUCGUUGUGACCGAUGGGAAGAGACUUGGGAACUGGUCCUGUGUGUCAAACAAUCUUAUUCUGCCCAGUCGUGAAAACCUUGCUCGAAGCUGUGCCUUGCUGAUCCUUCGUCUGGAGCAGCAAUUUCCGGAUGUUUUCCCAGUAUUCAGUUAG